Messenger RNA from Aphanomyces invadans, 4050 nucleotides. RefSeq lists its product as hypothetical. Bases 1 to 4050 code for a protein of 1349 amino acids. The transcript is spliced from 9 exons. NCBI's taxonomy places the organism in Eukaryota, Oomycota, Saprolegniomycetes, Saprolegniales, Verrucalvaceae. The record is from RefSeq and is a predicted model, not a curated record.
AUGAGGGGCAACUGGCGGGUGUGGAGCACUGCGGUGCUUGUGGCGGCAACAUUCGUGCCGUGCGCGCAUGGAGAUUUCAUGCCGUUCUCCAUGAACGUUGCCACGAGCUCGCGAUCGGUUCAAGUGCAUAUCCUCAUGUCCCAGUCGGCAUCCCUCCACGAUCUCAACAAUCACAGCACCAGCAUCACGUCUGCGUUUCACGAGUUCCUCACACGUGCUGGACAGACAGACACGACGGUGACCGUGGUGGACGCGAGUAUCGUCGGGCAGCCAGAGCUUUCGUUGUAUGCCAAGGGCGAGCUCGAAGUGACGUUGGAUGUCGCGCUGACGAGUACCGCGUCGCGCAGCCAAGUUUUGGAGGCGACGCAUGGCAGUGUCACGUGGAGCGGUGUCAAAACCAACGUGGCGUCGGUGCUGUGGGACACAUCCUUUGGCAACAUUCCCCGCUUCCCCGAGGCCCCGUACGUGUCUUUAUAUCUCGUGAUGGCCCACGAGGUUGCUCCGUCCGUGUGGUUACGUAUCCGGGUGAAGCAUGCCGUCGCGUUCGUGCUUGGGGUGUCCCCAGCAUCGCUCCAUAUCUCGACAGAUUGGGCGGUCCAUACCCCGCUAAACGUGUACAACCAGCCGACGACAGUCGUUCUCGUCGUUGUCGAGCUCACCCCAUCGCGUGCCAGCCACCGGGACGAGAUUGUACAGACUGUGAAUUCGCAGCGCGUGGCAUUACAAGCGUCGAUCCGUGUGUUCGCCAACCUAACGCUGCUGGCGUCGUCGAUCCAAAGCGAUGCGGAUGCCUUUCGCGCCCAAAGCACGUAUCCCUUGUCUCUGGCCGUGCAGCCCCUUCUGUACCGCACACCGCAUUACUUUGCCGCGUGGGAGAUCAACACGGACGAUAGACAUAGCAAGUCGUCUUCGAUCUACCUGCAAUCGUUCGCACGGCAAACGCCAUAUUCGUUCCAAACGAUCCACCAAGACAUUGCCACGUUGGCGGCUGCGCUCAACGCUGCGACGACGUCGGUCCACCUACCCGUGUGGCAAUUCAAUCGACUCAUCGUGCUGCCUACCGCCCAGCCGUGGCCUCCACUAGCCAACACGACAGAGUACCCUGGGGCAUCUCUCGUCAUCGACCUGGUCGUGGACGCCACGGACGACUCCAUUUCGGCCGUCCUGGAACAAACCCAGCAUGUUGUGGCAGACUUUGCCUCGACGUGGGCGAUGCGCGACACCAACAUGGUCGCGCCAACCGCAGCCACGACGUGGACCCCGCACUUGACGUUUGCAUGCGGUGGCCCGCUGACCCACUCGAUUGCGCACGUUCGCGUCGCUCUCGCUGCCUUGUUCAACGUUUCGUACAGCGCCCUUGAAUGCGUGUCCACAUUCAACGAAUCCACGCUGUGGGAGCUCGACGUGCGCGAUCCGUGGCACCGCGUCAACAUGAUCACGCGAUUUAAUACCGUCGAACUCUGGCAUGACGCGUUCUUGCCGUUUUUGGACUCGCCGCCGCCCAACUGUACGCUUGAAGAGAGUGCGGAUGGGGUGUUCUCGGCCCUGCCCUUGCUCUACCCAUCGUCUGCCGCUCCGUGGAACGACGUGGCUGCGCAGGACGGACCCUCUGCGUGCCUAGCUAUGUCUCAAAUUCCAUUGGCACGGCCCGCGACCGGUGAAGCUUACGGCAGCCCCCCGUCAGGGGAAUGCGUGUGGGAGCUUUGCGUGGAGCUCUCUUUGAUGUCGGCAGGGUCGCCCCCUCUUGUGCUCGACCUCGUCGAAGCCUCUCCAAAUGUCGUCUUUGUCGAGCCCUACGCCACCUCGUUGCUGCUUGAUCAAUUCGCCACGUGGACGUUGCAAACAUCGCUGGACGUCCUCGACGUGGUUUUGUACUUUCGAUUUGCCAACACCCAUCCUCCAGUCGACGACCCUUCCAACACAAGUGACGUGGUCGUGCGGCUUCAUGUGUAUGACGCAGACAACGUUCGGGAGGUCACAGCGUCGUCGGUGGUCGGGGCUCCUGUUCGGCUUGUCACCCGCCAACGCGAGUUGCCAUUCGAAGACGAUGCCUCGAGUCCGGUGGCUGUGACUCUGCACCUACCCCACCUUGACCCCCCUGCCAACCCUAUCCUACCCAACCCGGAAUGCGAUUUUCUCGUCGAGCAAUGCCACAACUCUACCGCGUGCCUCAACCAGUACAACUGCAUGCCGUACCUCAUCUUCAGCCAGAUGCUCCUGGAUGACGAGUCGACAGCCGGCACGAUGUCCGACAUCACGGACAACGUUUUGUCGUGCUUUCAUGACUCCACCGACGCCGCGUCGUGGCAGGUGCACGCGGCGGCGAUUCAGUGCGCCAUCUCUCGCCCGCACUACUUCCACCACACGUCCACCGUCAUGACAGUGUUCCAGCAACCCGUCAUGCCGCGGCAGACGUGGCAGCUUGUCGCCGACGCAACGCUCUUGCUCACGUUGGAGCUCAAGGACGCCUCUGUUGUGCUGACCAUUGACCAGACUACCAGUGAACAGCUCCUUGCCCGACAAAUAUUCGAUCUUGUGACGGCGGAGGCGGCGGCCGUCCAAGUUGACGUUCACCAGGCGCUGGUACCAUCGACCGACGGCAGCACCACACCACGAAUUGGCUGGGAAGUUGUCGUGGAAUACUUGAAUUAUGUUGGCGAGUUGCCACAAGCCACGUACUCGGCUUCGUCUGGAGUCGCAACGAUGUCACAAGUGAACCCCCGGCUCGUGUUGGCGGUCGUGCCGACGCCGUACCCGCUCUCGCCGUCGUCACCGCCAGCACCGACACCCUCGCUCCCUGCAAUCCCUUUCGUUGGGGCUGUCGACCGGUGUGUUCGGUGCCAUGACCGCCUCCUCGCAUGCAUGCAAACACCGGCGUGCGCUGCGAUCUUCGAGUGUGCAGUCACAUCUCGAUCGCUGCUGGCAUUUCCUCUUGGCUAUGUUGAAACCACGACCCCCGACGCCCUUGGCACAUGCCAAGACCGAGCUUCGUCCAAUGCCGCGUGGCGGCAGUUCGUCGCGACCAGGGCAUGCUUUGCCCAGCGCAACUGCCCCACUGGUACGAACGCAGUGGACCGCAUGGUGACGCUCACGAUAACGUCCGCCUCCCAUACUCUGCGUCUGCCCCGGCAAGCUGUGUCCACUCGAUUGGUGUACCGAUUGGACAACGGCACCGUCGUGGCGUCGGCGCGCUGGACCAACACGUCGGCCUGUGCCAGCCUCGCCACAACUCUUCAAGGUCAACUCAUGGCCGUCACGUCCAUCUCGUCGGUCCUUGUCGACUGGGACACGUCAGCCGCCGAGGACGUUCUCACGAUCGUGUACAAAGAUCAUGUCGGGCGCCUGCCGCGCCUGGCGGUAGUCACGUCGGGCCAAGGGUUGGCGCACCGUAUUGUAGCCUCCGAGGCGUCGCUAGUCCAGACGAUCCAGCCCCUUAACACGUCGCAGUACAUCGUCGGCCCCACACCGUGUCCGUGUGGCACCUUUGGCACGACCUUUGCCGGUGCCCUAGCGUCCGUCGCCACUUCACUGUCGUCGUCGCAGCCGUUCGACGACAUCUCGAGCCUACUUGAAACCUCAGCCACCCCCGCCGACUUGGUGGUCACGUCGUGCUAUGCCGCGAGCUCCUGUCCUCUCGUGCCUCCGCUCGCCCAUUCAGCUGUCGUGAUCACGCUCACCCCCACCAUUGUAACCCUUCUGGUGUACCCCACCAGCACUGGGCUCGCCACAUCGACAUACUCGGCCGAUUUUACCCUGGGAACUGUGCCCGCGAUCCUUCGAGUGACACCGACGACAACAGCGGCGUCGUUGCUCCAGAGUUUGCUCGCUCAAGAUGCGACGCUGUCGCCUGACGCCUCGGUCGACCUGUCCUGCGAUGUGGCUGGCGUCUGCCGUGCCACUUUGCUUCUGCCAUACAUCGCUGGCCCUCUCCCAUCCAUCGACGUCCAGACGACCACGAAUGCGAACGUGAACGCAUUCACGAGCUUUCCAAACCACGUGGACGCGACGACUCCUCAACGUCUCCAGCGCGUCACGUUGCGGCUUUUCUAG